Uranotaenia lowii is the source of this 9751-nucleotide messenger RNA. RefSeq names its product 5-hydroxytryptamine receptor 1-like. The coding region runs from base 2615 to 4048 and encodes 477 amino acids. NCBI's taxonomy places the organism in Eukaryota, Metazoa, Arthropoda, Insecta, Diptera, Culicidae. Gene Ontology annotation, biological process: adenylate cyclase-activating adrenergic receptor signaling pathway. Gene Ontology annotation, molecular function: G protein-coupled amine receptor activity. Gene Ontology annotation, cellular component: membrane. The record is from RefSeq and is a predicted model, not a curated record. The transcript has 2 exons.
CGUCCGUUGCCAGACAAAGGUGGUGAUUUUUCAUGUGUUGUGAUUGCUCGUUGGUUGGCUCGUGUUUGGAUGGACCCUGAAAGAGGUGUUUUUUUCUUCUGCUCGGUUCUGUUCUGGCGGCGAUGACGGCCCUUCGGAAGGGAUAGGAAGGCUUCCAGAAAUGUUAGUCGCGAUACUCGGGACGACACUGUUGCUGGUUUCUGCUUCCGGCUUUAAGAGGGGUUGAUCCAUUGGAAUCUCUGUUCCGGUUUCGUGUGCAGCAACAAACGACGCUGGUUCCGGCGGAUAUAGGUCGAAAGUUUUUCUUGUGGCUGCAACAAAAAACUUCCUGAGCAGAGGGAUCUAUCUAUUUGUGUCUAAAAACGGGGGUUCCGGUGUCAUCCCCCCAUACUCAGUGUGAUCUAUCCGCAACAUAUGUGCGUAUGUGAAUAGAAAAAAACGGAAGGGCUUUGCGAAAAAAGGGAAACUGGAAACGGAAAUGAUGUGCAAGGCUCGGUCAGAAUGCUUAUGUGUUGAAAUAUAGGGGUAGAAAAAAAUUGUUUACCGUUCGAUCUGUUCUAGGGAACAGUUUCCGGGAUAGGUGUGGGAGUGUCCAAAGUGGGGCGCCUCCAUCAUCCUAGUGGCUAGAGACGUGUGGUUUUCACCCAAACUGGAAUGUUUGCCAAGUUUUUCCUGCUUCGUCAUCUACUGCCAUAGUGAUGUGUUUUGAUUUUUUGCCCUACUCGCUUAGCAAAAAACAGCAGUAGUAGUCGGGAAAACGGGUUAAACUAAACCCCCUCCGGGGAUCAUCAUUCAUCCCCCCUUUCCACAACCGAUAACCACAGCAGCCACCCUCCCUACUCGAGGCGCUCUUAUGGAUGAAAUAAUUCAGUAGGGCUUCAAUCAAAAAUUAUUGAUUGCAUCAAGCUGCGAAUUGCGGUGGCCUGUGUGGUGCUUGGCCAGUGUCCGUCCGUGUGUUUUAUUUGGUGAGGUGGUUGUGGUGAAUGUUAUUUCCGCAGUUGCAUCAGAGUAAAAAUAGCUCUGGAUGAUUCUGUCGCGAUCGCCAGCAUCCAGCAAAAAGUGUGAAGGCGCGCGUAAUUUGCAUCGUGCAGUGCACAGCGGCCAAUUUCCGCUUCCCCAAAUCGGUGGAAUCAAACCCAAUUCCAGAUUGUGUGUACCCCAUCAGUGUUAACCGCAAAAAAAAAAUAACCAUUCAAAUCAAAAGUGGCAGGUGUUUGAAGCUUUCAUCGUCAUCAUCACCUGUCUGUGUUUUUCAGGAAUCUGUAGGUGCAAGUUUAUAGAAGAAAAUAUUGAAACAGAAAUUAUCCUAGCGUCAAAUUUAAUUGAAUUUUAAUAGCACACGAGGUGACGCUCAACGACAAUCAACGCAGCUCUACCACAAAAAAUAGGCAUAAGUGAGCAGUGAAAGUUCUGGCGAAAUCUUAAAAUUUUAAAAAUAAAAGCCAACUUAAGCUGCAAAUGAAGAGGUGGUCGUCAGGAGAGGAGUUGUUAUAUAAUUUUAUUUGAAAUUGUUCCGUUUGCUGAUGGGCUGCUGACUGGCUGAAGCUGAAUGGUGCAAAAAAAAAUAAGCAAAAAAAAACCUCGAUUGGUAGACAACAGACUUUGGCUCCAUAAAAUAGGCAAACUUUGGCUUUGCUGCUUCGGUGGAUGGCAGUCGAUGUGAAGAACGGGAAGCUGACCUAGUUUUGUGUUGAAGGAGUUCUAUCGUUUUGGAGCUGGAACACCCUCUCCGUGUAGACGCAGUACCGGAUUGGAGAAGAACAUACGGGUCGAGCUAGCAAUUGGAAACGACUGUUUGCUAAAACUUCAAUCAGAUGACAAUCAUCAAUCCGAAGGCACCUGCACGCUGUCAACCCAUCUCAGAGUGACAGCUUAGGAGAAGGAGGAGUCUUUAAAACAAAACAAAAAAACCCCAAAAACCUUCAACCGGUAGAAUGCCAUCACUCUCGCUUUCUGGCGGCCGGUUGUGAAGAGGCAGCCACCUGCUGCGGCCAAACAAAAACCCCGGACUAAAUUCCGACUGGGUCCGUGAGUCUCAGUCGGUAAUCAAUUACGAUAAAAUCCCCACUCCCUGUUUUUUGAAGGAAGCCCACGUGGAUUGCGGACAAAAGGAUUGUAAUAGUAACAACAGCCCUUUUGCAGCUUCGCUAGGGUGUGAAAUAAAAGCCAUCGUCGUCGUCGUCGUGUUUUGUGAUGUUGUUGCUAGUUAGAGAGCAUCCUUUUGUCAUCGAUGGAGGAACAGCGCGAAUGACGAUGAGCAAGAGCUUCGGGUUAAGGUCGAUAGGUUAGGUUCUGCUCGGUGUCACAUAGCAUAGUAAUUAUAGCGCUGCUGGUGGAUGCUUUGUAUUUUCCGGGAUAGUAAGCCAGAGCAAUGAUCUUUGAGGUACGGUCUAAGCUGGGAAAGUGUAUGUUUUUCUGUAUGCAUAGGAAGCAGACACAUAUCACGAUAUCAAAGGUUUCAGCGGGACCGUGUCAAGUAGCAGAUGAAAGCUUUAUGAGCCAUUGUAGUGGAGAGAUCAAACAAGAACGGAAGAAUGCAACUGAUUAGGGAGAAAUUGGAAAGCACAAAGUACUGAGUGGUUGAGUAGGGAGGAAAACCUGUCGUGGUCCGUAUAUGGACGCACUAGCCAUUUCGCGCCUGGUCGAUGAACUCACGAUUGGCAGCUCGCAGUAUAGUUUGCAAAGUAGCAGUGUAGCGACGUCUUCCGGGGUGCUAGGGAACUUUUCGACGGUGGCACCAGCAGCAGCAGUUGUUGGCGGGUUUAGUGACGUCCAUCAAGCGGUUCCCGUUGCCCUGUUGACGCUGAAUCAAACGCUGAGCCACGCCGUAGCUGGUGCUACCGGUCACGGAGGUUCACUGGAUCUAAUUGGGGGUGCAGCGGCUAGCAGCACCACAAGUCCUGCGGGAUCUAUCGUCGCUUCGACGGUUCCGGACAAUGCCCUGGAACAUGAACCGGAGAUCGACACAAUUCGCAAGGUGAUGAUAUGCAUCGUUCUACUAGCUGUGAUAUUUGGCACGAUCGUAGGCAACAUCCUAGUCUGCGUCGCGGUGUGUCUGGUACGAAAGUUGAGGCGACCCUGUAACUAUUUGCUGGUGUCACUUGCCGUUUCGGAUCUGUGCGUGGCCUGCCUGGUGAUGCCACCCGCGUUGAUGUACGAGGUUCUGGGCGAGUGGAACUUUGGACGAGUUUUCUGUGAUAUUUGGGUUUCGUUCGACGUGCUCUCUUGUACGGCGUCGAUUCUGAACCUGUGUGCAAUCUCGGUCGAUCGGUAUUGGGCCAUCACGAAGCCCCUCGAGUACGGCGUCAAGCGAACGCCCCGCCGAAUGAUGCUUUGCGUAGGACUGGUGUGGUUGGCCGCCGCUUGUAUUUCGUUGCCACCACUUUUAAUUCUAGGCAAUAAACAUACGAUCGGCCAGGGCGAAGAGCAGCGCCCAUUUUGUGCCGUUUCCGAAGAUGUAGGUUAUCAAAUUUAUGCCACCUUGGGGUCCUUCUACAUACCCCUGGCGGUGAUGCUUUUUGUAUACUAUCAGAUAUUCCGAGCCGCCCGCCGAAUAGUUAAAGAUGAAAAGCGGGCCCAAACAAGACUGGAAAACUCCCUCGCAGUGGACAAAAGUCAAGCCAUGCUCAAACCCCCGGAACCAGUGGCGCCCAACAAUUCACCCCAUCAGAAGAAGCUGCGAUUCCAGCUGGCGAAGGAACGCAAAGCGUCCACAACCCUGGGCAUCAUCAUGUCCGCUUUCACCGUCUGCUGGCUGCCCUUCUUCAUCCUGGCCCUCGUAAGGCCACUCAUGGACGACGACUACCCUACGCUGUCGUCGUUCUUCCUGUGGCUCGGUUAUGCCAACUCCCUUCUCAAUCCGAUCAUCUACGCCACCCUGAAUCGGGACUUCCGGAAGCCAUUCCAGGAAAUACUGUACUUCCGCUGUUCGAACCUGAACAUCCUGAUGCGGGAAGACUUCUACCACAGCCAGUACGGAGAGCCGGGCUCGCAGCGCUUCGUGCUGGACAACGAGGGCCAGCACACGGCUCGGGAGAGCUUUCUCUGAAAUCCGCAACCUGCCGGUACAAUCAUCACUAGUAGUUGUAAUAGCAGUAGUAGCACACCGAUACCGAUGCCUCUGCAAGCGUCGAUCGUAACGUAACGUAACCAGCACAGCACCCCUGCGAAUAUCAAACAUUACCCUUGCACCACCUAAACAUACACACUCACUCACUGGAACAAACUCGUAAAGUAUAUUGUGCUAAGUUGUGUUAAGAAAUAGAAACCAAAAAAGUGUGGCCGUUUAGGAAUGAGAGCGUUUGAAGGAGCGUGCGUUAAGGCUUAUGAGAGAGAUAGAAAGAGAGCGUUUUUAUUAGAAACAGCCACAGGAAACAAAGAGAGGAUAUUUUCGAAUAAUUUAGUAUCAACCUACUAGUUGUAAUGAAUUAUGAAUCGGUUCUGAUGUUACGAAGAGAUGAAAUUGGGAAAGAUCAAUCAUGUUACAAUAGGUUGAGGUCGAUAACGAUUGGAGGGUUUUCAUUCAGAUCGUCUUUUCAAAUAAGGUCAUGUCCUUGUAUUUGUAUUGAGAAGUAAAAAUAUAGCACGAUGUCCAAUUUUUCAUGCCAUUCCAUCCUCAGGGAUACGGACAUCGGUUUGGCAAAAAGAGGCAUGUUUGUCAAAACGGCUUUGUGAGUUGAUUCAAUUGCCUUUCGGGUUGAAAAAAGAUCCAACAUUUUUUCAACUAAUGAUGGUCUAUUUUAGAGCUUAAGGGCCUAUCCUGCUAUGAGCAUAAGCUAAAUUUUCAAUACCGGUGCCCUUCAUUGUCCAAUUAGUGAUAUUCAAUCAGCAAUCCAAUUUAUUGAUCAACACAUUAGAGACAUCAAACUCGGGAUAUCACACUGAUGUUCUGGGUUGGAAUUUUUCGUUUCUCAUUCGGGAGCUAUAGGGUGUCCUAUCAUGUCUAAGUACGAUUUAAAAUGAAUAGUAUGUAUGUAUGUAUGUAUGGUUCCCCCAUCGGUAGCAAGGUCCAGCCUAUGCCUGUGUGGCUUGGCCUUCGAAUUGCUUUUCAGGCUUCCACGGCCGAUGGUUCGUCGAGGGAAGUCAUCCAACCUACAGAGACCUACAAUGGUUGGCAAUCCACUCCGCUUGCAAUAGUCUCUUCAGAUUAACCCCAUUCCCUCUGAAAUAUAUAAUCAUUUAUUCAAUGAAACACAUCUUACCUAUCGGCAACUUGUGGGAUUCGAACCCAAAAGUUUUUCUUGCCGAUACCGGGAAUCGAACCCAGUACGCCUGGGUUACCAGACUCGCGCCAGCCUAUCCACUAGACCACAUCAGCGCUCAGCACGAUUUAAAAUGAAUAGUAUAUACAUAAUUUAGGAGCAAAUUAUUUUUUCACUAUUUUGUUCUCUGUAGUCUUCUUUUACAGUGAAUCAAUGAAAAAUUAGAUUUCAGUCAAUCGUAGACCAGAGAUCGAGUUUUUAAACGGCGACUUCUGAUUCGCUUCAGCACAGACUGGUUUUGGCCACUUUUUUCGGUCUUUUGCGAAGUUUUCGGUGGAAUCUACAGGCUUCACAUGUUGUCUCAAAUAUGAUUAGGUAAGGCCCCAAAUUUUUUUUUUAUCGGUCUCGCUUGAGGAGAAUUUGUCAGAUUCAUCUGCUUCGGAACGAUCUGGACUUUAUUGGAUUGUUAGCAAGCCGUCGUGUCGUUUGAGAAUUGAACUGAUGCCGAAUCAAGCCAAAACAGUACUGGGUGAUUAUACUUGCUUGUAUCAGUAAACAUAAACGGAUCGGAAAACAUGCCUCACUAUGGCUUGUCAAACCAUCGCCUUUUUAAAAAAAAAUUCGGUAAAAAUUGAUGUUUUCGUCACGUCAAUACUUUGGCCAUCUCGAAUAGUGUUAUAAUGGUCACUCGGUAGCGUGUUAUAAUCAAAUUUACAUGAUCGUUGAUAACGCACACUGAUUUUUCACACAGCAGUUGUUCAUAUAAUUUUCGAACUCUUGGUUUGACGGAAGCAGCCUGUUUUUUCACUCCGCUUCGACUUCUUAUGCUUAUUAUAUGUCUGUAGAUCCAAUCUUACCUUGGUACGAUAGACUGUGCUACGCGGGAAUCCCACUUUUUUGGCUAGAUCCCAAAUUAAGGCAGUCUUCUUAAUGUCAUCAGUGCGCAUGACUUUUCGGUCCAAAGUUUUGACCACCGGACCAGAUUUCCACAAAGUUUUUUUCGUCCACGAAGCAGCUUUUUUUUGAUCACUUGACCCGGUUUCCACCUAAAUUGUUUUUGUCCAUGAAGCUGCUUUUCUCUUCAUACUUCCAAAUAAAAAUUUCAGACCGCUCCAAUGCUUACUUCUUCCAUUUUAGCCAACUCAGUAGGCAAAAUGUUGAGGAUAGUACAUCAUUUGUGUACUACUAAACACCACCAGAAUUAUAAAAACUGGAGCUUACGAUUCACAGAGUUUUAAGUUAAACUGUAAACAAAAUGAGGAGGGUUGUAUCCAAAUCGUGCUUAGACAUAAUGAGACACCCAAUAAGAUGGCCAAUUGUCAGAUCUACAAUAAGGAUAGUUUCCCAUCAACGUUAAAAUUUCCCUGGAAAUCAAAAUCAGUAUAAGAAUUCUUCUAAAAGGAACAGAGAACUCAAAUUUGACUCUAUGAAUUUAUGAAAUUGCCGUUUGGCUUGAAAAAAGAACCGGAAAUUUUCCAAGGAAUGAUAUUUUCGAAGCUUUCCAUAUUUCGGCUGGACGAUGGGAAUGAAACACUUUAAAAGCUGACCGAUUCAAUUGAAUGAGUGUGUGUGACUGAAAAAAAAACAAAAAUAAAACAAUGGCUCACUAUUUGAUGAUAAGAAACAUUGGAAUUAGUUAUCAAAAAAGAGAAAAUACCCUGAAAAUUGCUACUGGCAGCAAAAAAAAAUCACACUAAUUUAGGGACUGAAUACGAAGGAGGUUAUUAAAUUAAUAACGAUCCGGUUCAAUGAGAUUCGCAUGACAACUUUUGUUUCCGAAAGACAGUUUAUGUAAACGUGUAAAGGCAGUGUUAGAUUAAUCGUUAAGUAGGGAAAAUAAAGAGAAAAAAAGUAUAACAAAAACACACACAAGUUUGAGCUUCCGGCAAAGUUGUUAUUCUGUCGUUUGAUAAUUUUAGGAUGUGAGAUAAAAGUUGUACCUAUAGGUUCGUUGUUAUGUUAUCAGUAUUUUUGAAUGUUUAAUCCAAAUGAUGCAGCUGGUGCAGUGCUAAUCACAAAUGAGACGAUAAACGAAAGGUGUUCACGAUUUAUUUUACGCACCGGAAAACAAGUUCCAAGCAGCUCGAAGAAAGUCUACUCUUAUAUACAUGUGGUUAUACAUUAAGUUGAGAUUCUCCAGUGCGCAGUACUUGCGGACAUUUUAACACAGUCCCUGAUGUUAGAGACGCAACUUUUGCUUAGUACACUACUGUCGUGAUAAAAAUAUUCAUAUUUUUUCGAUCUUUUAAGGAAGCUUAACAAAACCCCCUGGCGUUCACCAGUGAGGGAGAAAUAGAUGAAUCGGUUCUUGCAAUUCCUAACCCGAUGAUAAAUGAAUACGAAAAUAAAACAAUCAGACUCGUUGAACAAAGCAAAAAGUAGUAGAUCUGUUUAUAUUAAAACAUGUAUCGGUAGCUGAACGUUAGUUGAAUUUUAUUUUCGAAUCCCACACGUGUUAACUGAUAAGCUGGAUAGAAAACUGUAAAGCAGCUUUGCGAACGAUUCCUAGCAAAGAAAAAACAAACAAGUCUAAAUUUACUUGUACUAAGAUCAGUACGUAGAACAUGUCAACUGUCAAACUGGCAAUGAACAGCAGUAAAAACAAGCUGUGGAACACAAACAGUAGCACAUUACAACUAAGGUAAACAUUAAAUGUCAAUAUGGAGAGAAUAAAAACAUUCAUGUACAAACUCGGCACAACUAGAGCAGCCAAGUGAAAUUCAUCCGAAAAGUAGAGAACUCGAAGUACUAAAAUCUAUCUUAGCGAUCGGGCGAAAUCACCUGUAAGCUAAAUAAAAAGGUUAAAAAUUCUGUAGAGGAAACCUUUUUUAUAAACACUAAUUCAGUGAAAAGUAAAAACUAUGUAGAAAACACACUACAACAAGUAUUUGAGCGGAAGAGAGAGUUGUCUACCUUAAGAAGCUAAACAGAAAAUGAUGAAACUCGCUACAAGUAGGAAGAAAAAAAAAUUAUCUAACGAAGAUAUAUCAACUAUACUAAAGAAAUGAAACCAAAUUGAGCAAUUUAUUUUACUAUCUAUACACUUACACUAAGCAAAUCAAAUGUGAAAAAAAACGUUAAGGAAUCGAUACCAAAAAUGAAAAAUAGGGAAAGAAACAGAAACGAAGAGAAAGGAUUGUUUAUGACUGCUACCCUAGAACAAAUACCAAAUUAUUUAUAGCUUAAUUCGGAGUCUAUCGCAUUAUUUUAUGAAGGUUUUUUUUAAACUUACCUUAAGAGAAAGAGAGUGUGGGAUAGCUCAAAUUCAGAGUCAGAAAACAAAUCAGCAGCAAAGGAAAGAUCCCUUCCAUAAGCAAUCGCAAAUGGUUUCGUCUAUUUACACAAACACACAAACACAAACAGAGAGUAUUAACUUUUAAGUAAAAAGUGUUCAAAAGCUAGAAUGUUUUUUUGUUUUCUAUUUUAAAUAUUUGAAAUUAAAAUAAUUGAAAGAAUCAUUUCGAAUUGUUAAGAAACAUUUCUGAUAGUCCAAUAUGUGUCGUUGAGUAAUUUUACAGAAUCAAAGCAAUCGAGGAAAUUCCCAUUGAUUCAACCACGGUAAACUUUUAUGAUACUUUUAGGGAGAUCUAAGCAAGCAUCGUUCGCUUGAAGACCUGUUUGACAGCCGCUCCUGAAAAUUUUAAUCAGCUUCAUAAAAUUUAAAAAUCAAAAUUCACAGUUUAAGUAACAAGAGUUCCGUGAAAGUUGUUGAACAUUAACUGGCGAACACAUGCAUAAUGACAAAGAUUGGUUUACCUGUGGAAUAAACAUCAAACUGUGGAAGUUUCGGGUGAGAUAAAUCUAUUUUUUUUAUGUUUCUUUAAGUUUUCAACUAUGCAAUUAAACAUUAUCAUUUCAUAAUCAAAUUCUAUGCAAUCAUUAGAAUUCAAAUUCAAACUACUGACAAAAUAAGCUGAUAUUUUUUGAGUGAGUUAGAAAACAACCCGUUUGCUAUCAAUUUUGAAAAAAAUUACGCACUGUUGAAUGAAUGUUUCAAUUUUGCUGAAAUGCCACUCAUUCGAAAGGAUUCUUUCAAUUACUCGAAUUUCGGAACAGAACAUUGUAGGUUCCUAGAGGUAAACAAUUUAGGACGAAUCAAUCAUCAUCAAACGAGCGAUCGAGAAAUUGUUUUCAGUUUUCCAAUCGUAGGUACAAAGUUGUGUACCACACUUUUAUUUUUCGCAAUCUGGCAAAUCAAAUAGAACGUGAAAAAUCAAAUGUAGACAUGUAGCAUAUUCACCGAAAGAGAGAAAAAAAAACAUUAAUGGACGGGCGAAUAUUUUUACACACCUAUUUACCUUUCACAAAUACACACAAAUACAAACAUUCACCGAUGAUAAAUCAUGAGAGAUGAAGAGAGACAGAUGAAAAAAAAAAACACUCACUUACAUAUGAGUAUGAUAAAAUGAUACAGCGGAAAAGAGCAGAAGAAAAAAAAAGCACCAAGUAAAAUCAAAGUGUUGAAAAAUACAACAAGCUGGGCGAACGGUUGCGGGACUCGAUAAAACCGAUUCGAGAAAUAAAAUUAUUAAAAUAUAAACAUGUAGAGA